Molecule: messenger RNA, 1661 nt
Organism: Closterium sp. NIES-67
Lineage: Eukaryota; Viridiplantae; Streptophyta; Zygnematophyceae; Desmidiales; Closteriaceae
Source: the annotation of a GenBank genome assembly
UACUGUACAAACUCAAUGUGCGAGAAUUUAAAACAAGAACUGGAAUUCCUGGGGCACGUGAUCUCAACGGACCUGAAAAAACGUCAGGCUACUCAGGAGUGGAAGUCGCCGACCAACAUGCAACCGCUGCAAUCUUUUCUGGAUUUUUUUUUAUACAUGCGAUGGUUUAUACGCAACAUGGCGGGGUUCACUGGACCUCUAACCAACCUACUGCAAAAGGGGACUUUUUACGAGUGGGAAGAGAAGCAGCAAGCUGCGUUCGAGGCAUUAAGAACUCUUUUAGUGUCACCACCAGUUCUUUGCAUCGCUAACCCACAACAUCUCUUCAAAGUUGUGACAGACGCAGGUCACAUCACCAUCGGAGCAGUGCUCAUGCAAGAUUUUGGCAAUGGUCUUCAACCAAUCGCGUACGAGUCUAAAAAAAUGCAACUUACUGAGAGCAACUAUCCGGUACACGACAAGGAGAUGCUAGCGAUUGUCCACGCGUUCAAAAUCUGGAGGUGCUACCUAACUGGAGCAGACGUGAUAACACUCGCAAGAUUCAAGAAGAACGUGAAACAAACCAACACCGGAUUCCUGGCGAUAGCAACAGAGGUGGGGAAUGACGGAGAGAAAGCCUCGGAACCUCCAAAAAAAAUCAAGGAAUUGCUGAAGGAGUUCCAAGACAUUCUUCCCGACGACCUCCCGGAUGAGCUACCGCCAUAUCGAACGCACCAACACGAGAUCGUGGAGGAACCAGGUUCGAAAUCGACCUUUCGAGCACCAUAUCGGCUAAGCCCCACAAAACUAGCUGACAUGAAGAAACUGAUUGAGUAUCUCCUCGCCAAAGAACUCAUCCGGCCAUCCACUUCGCCAUACGGUGCCCCAGUACUCUUCACACCGAAACCGGACGGAAGCCUGCGCAUGUGCAUCGACUACCGAGCUCUUAACAAGCAGACCAUAAAAAACAAGUACCCGAUUCCACGAAUCGAUUAUCUGCUCGACCAGCUUCGGGGAGCCACUGUAUUUUCAAAACUAGAUCUGCGGUCCGGAGACUGCCAGAUACGAAUGGCGGACGAGUCUGUUCACAAAAUUGCUUUCCGAACUCGGUACGGAUCGUACGAGUAUCUGGUGAUGCCGUUCGGCCUCACCAACGCACCUGCAACGUUCCAAGCAAAAAUGAAUCAUAUCCUACAGCCUCUCUCAGACGAAUGCGUGGUGGUGUACCUGGACGACAUCCUCGUCUACUCCGACUUCGCUAACUACUACAACAGAUUCGUGCCACAAUACGCAAAGAUCGCCGCGCCACUAACGAAUCUGCUAAAGAAGAACACGCCCUAUAAAUGGGAGCCACAACACCAGGAAGCCGUGGAGCAGCUGAAACAAGCACUCACGUCCGCACUCGUACUCAUCUUGCCAGACCCCGAACGCGACUAUGUCAUCGAAGCUGACGCCAGCGACCAGGCAGUGGGAGCAGUCUUGAUGCAAGACCAGGGGAAUGGACUGCAACCAAUCGCCUACCUUAGCAAAAAAUUACAUGGAGCAGAACUCAACUACCCAAUACACGACAAGGAGCCCUUGCUAUCAUCAUCGCCUUCAAAACGUGGAGAUGCUAUCUCGAAGGACGCAAGACGACAGUCUACACCGACCAUUGCAGCCUAAAAUAUUUGAAGAUGCAACCA